Molecule: messenger RNA, 4778 nt
Organism: Biomphalaria glabrata
Lineage: Eukaryota; Metazoa; Mollusca; Gastropoda; Planorbidae
Product: alpha-(1,3)-fucosyltransferase fut-1-like
Exons: 7
Coding region: 2251-3798 (515 amino acids)
Cellular component (GO): membrane
Molecular function (GO): alpha-(1->3)-fucosyltransferase activity
Source: RefSeq, a predicted model, not a curated record
UAAACUAUCGAUUCAAACAUGCUUCGUGUUUGUUCUGCUGUUUAUUACUUUUGUUUAUGACAGUCUCGGAUCCUACGCUUUGUGGAGUUGACAGCUAAAUGUCAUCAAAAUAAGUUUAUUGCAUCCAUUGCAUGUCCAUCUACACAUCCAGUCGGACAUGCUUAUUUGGAAUUAAAUUCUGCUAACUCAUUGGUUUUUUUUUUUGUCUGGCUGAUUCAGAGAAUUCCUUACAUGCUCUAAUAAUACUUGGAAAGCACAAGAACGUAUAAGAGUUGCUUCGGGCUUACGGAACUAAAAAUGUGUUUUCUCUUGCGUCUUGUCAUCGCACGCUUAAUUCUCUUUGUAAAGUAUCAGUCUCAUGCGUCUAUUAUUGCUCUAUACAGCCUUUUUUUUUUUUGCAAUUAGUCUAACUUUUCUACCAGGACAAACACAAUCAGGUAGGUCAAUCAGAUAAAUUACUAACAGUAGUGGGCCUAAGACUUCCUUGAUUUCAGAUAUACAAGAGUUUACAUUUAAGAAGUUAAUUUGGAGCCCUUUAAGAUUACAGUUUGCUUUAAGGAAAUGAUGGACCCGAACUAGAAAUAUCAAGUAGCCUACGAAUUACAAUGCGAAAGAUGGCCAGAUCCUCUACCACUGAAGCGAAAGGCGCCUUAACCUGCGAUAUUUGUGAACGGGAGUGUCUCUCCAAAAUAGGGCUCCACAGCCACAUGAAAAAGUGUUCGAGAUGAACUUUAGUCGUUCUACGACUGAAGGAGGCCAACAACAGGGGGAAAGAAUUACAAAGUUCGAACUGUAAACCAUCCCGAUGAUAGUCUGAAGCACAAACUAGUGAACCAGGUAGCCAUAGCCGCAUUGAAUAAGACUUGAACUAUAAGAAGAAAUGUAUAUUUGUCUAAAAACUAUUCUAUACAAUUCUACUUUCCCAGAUCUUGAAGCUUUGAGACAAAGUAGACUGAAAAUAGUUGAUUAAAUAUCUUUGUGUAGGAAUGUCAUUCAGAUUUCUCCUAAGUUGAUGCCAAUUUCUCACAAUAGCCCUAGUCGUCUUGAAUUUCAUUCCCUAUUGGUUGUUAUUAGAGGAUCUAUAGUUUCAAAAAUCACGCUUACACUAAAGUUCAAUUUAAAAAGCUCCACAUUAACUGAGACACUUUCUCAUUCAGUUGCUCACAGGCCAGUACGCCUUUCCCCACAAACUUAAACUUUGCAUUGGAGAUGGAACUUAACUUUUAAUUGACUUUUUCUUUCCUUGAAAGUCACGGCAUUCACAUUUGUUCGUGUCCCAGUUCCUUCUCUUUGUGUUUGAAAAGAUAUCAUUCAAAUUAACUCUGUCUUUGUCUUAAGUGAGGCACAUGUUUUUUGUUUUCAUUUUUUAGUCUCUAUGGCGUCGCGCCCUUCAAAAUGAAGCCGCCACUUAAAGUAAAUAAAGAAAACCUUCUUAGCGUCUAACUUGACCGACCGUAUCAUUAAACAUACACAUUAACAUCCUUAGAUGUCACGCAGCAAAGCUAUCUUGUUACAUAGACUCAGUUGUUCGACAAUACACAAUCUGAAAUCUCGUUUUUUUAAAAUUCUUAUCCCUCCCCCCACACCAAAAACAAAAUCCCUGUUGAUUAGAUUUCGUCAUUUUAAGAAAUAAUCAAAUUAUCUUUAAGUUGUUUUUUGUAUAGAAGUUUUCAAUUAAUCUUUCGGACAAUCUUAUAAUGUAACAGCUAUAUUAGACAAUGACAGAGUUGAUUGACGUGGCCAAAUACGUAGGUCUAAAAUAGGUCUGCAACAACCUCGUGCAUUAUUCUAAUCUUUCUGAAUCUAUUGACACAAAGUACCAUUAGAGAAUGGAAUGGGGUGCCUGAAUCAGCCAGGAAAACCAAAGAUUUUGAAGAGUUUACGUCAUUGAUAAACAUACAUGACUAGAUUAACGCAUGAAAUGCUUAGGACAUAACAAUUCUUCAAAGACUUCCAGCUAAAUAUGAAAGAAUGACAUGAGCAAACUUGCUCCUCUAGUUGUAUCUUAUGUCAGAGAUCAAGUGAGAAAAAGCUUAGCACCAGCCACAAAACGAUUCAGGCUGUUUUUGCAUGGCAUGAAGAACUCAACAAAAUGUAGAGCACAUUAUUAGCCAGACCAGGUUACUGGAUAAGUUAAAGCGCUCCUUAGUGGUCGUAACGGAUUCUUGUUUCUUAUAAACUCGAAGAAUAUGACAAGAAUCAAUAUUAUUCUCCAAGGUCAUUAACUCAAGUCUCCUUCAAAACUUUGAAAUGGAUUACCUGCAUAUCAAAAGCCAUUAUUUGAAACUUUUACUGAUCAUUUUGGUUUGUUUCAUUGCAUUAUCCAUCUAUUGGAUGUCAACGCGAAUUUCAGUUUCAAUCCAUAUAAACAACAAGUUUCAUGCUGUGAGUAAAGAGAAAAGUAUUUCUUUGGCUUUGUUUCGUAAUCCAAGAGCUUCCAAUGAUGUUCUAACUACCAGCUCUACUUUCAAUGUAAGAAACGAAAGAAGUGCUCAAGACCUUGACAAAGUAAUACAAAGAUAUUUGGCUCCAAUAACAAAAGCCUUGCACGAAGACAUUUCAAUAAAUGAUUCUAUAUCUGAACAUAUUCUGAGGUCUGGGUUAGGACUUGAGCCUUACACAACUGAAAAGAAGGAAGACAUUUGGAUAGAGAAUGGUGUCCAGUAUCGUCCAUAUCCAUUUCUGGAGAAAGCUGAUAAUCCGUUUUACACGUCAGAGUUCGAAGCUUUUGUUCCUUUUAAUAAAACAGAUUUUUUUCAAAGAGAUGAAAAAAGUUUGUCACGUGAUAUUACAGACAAGAAAAUCAUUCUCUGGUGGCAGCACAAGAUAGCUCAAGCUCCUAUAACUGGACUGAACCCUCUGAGGGCGUGUCCAGACUUUCCAUGUGUGGUCACUUCGGACAGGAAGUACACAGAGAACAGCAGUGCUCUCAUCAUCAAUGCGCAAUUCGUCGAAAAAGAAAAACCCCCAAACAGGCGCCCUGAUCAAGUAUUCAUACACUACCAGAUAGAGGCACCUUUCAAUUAUUGGUUUUAUGGAAACUUGUUUUCCAACUCUGACUGGAAUUGUGCAUUCAACUGGACCAUGUCUUAUCGCAUGGACUCGGACAUAACCACCUAUCAUGGCAUUGUUAGAAGACGAAGAUCCGUCAAAGAACGAAAUUAUAAGGAAAUAUUAGCUAAGAAAAAAGGUUUAAUAGUGUGGAUGGUAUCAAACUGUCAGGUAAACUCAAAGAGACACGAAUAUGUGCGAGAGCUACAAAAAUAUGUUCCCGUCGACAUAUACGGCAAGUGUGGUCCAUUCCAGUGUGCCAGGAUUAACGACAGAGAUUGCCUUAGGGAAAUUACCUUGAAAUAUAAAUUUUACCUCGGGUUCGAGAGUAAUUUUUGUAAGGAUUACAUCACGGAAAAACUGUAUAGAUAUUUAGACAGUGAUAUGAUAGUCGUGGCUCGCGGCCACAACACUUUCUCGCGACUUGUACCUUCAGAGAUAUUUCUUAACACUGCCAACUUCAAGUCUCCUCGAGAGCUCGCUGACAGAAUUCUCUAUCUGGACACUCACGAAGACGAGUAUAUUCAGAUGUUGAAAGAAAAAGACAAAUAUUUUUCUAUUUACGAAGACUAUCCACUUUUGAGUCCAGGUAACUCUUGGAUUGAGUAUCGUUAUGAAGCUGCUGUAAUGUGCGAAGUCUGUAGAAGACUCUGGAAUGUGAGCAACUACACCAAAACAUACCCUGACAUGCUGGCUUGGCUAUAUAAAAAGGAAUAUCAAUGUUAUGUGCCCAAUGAUAUUGUUUAACAUGAUAUAUAUGUUUUAUAAAAUUGCUACAUUUUUUUUUUCAGUAUGACAUAUAGGGCAGGGGCCUGUUGAAAUUUUCAGCCCAAAAGUGCGUUAGUGGGGGGGGGGGGGGGGAGGUAAAUGUGCAAGAAUAUGAACAGUCCAGUUUUUAAUUUCUCUAUUUCUAAUAUUUUUUUGAAUUAUAUUAUUCUGUGAUUUAUAGUCACUUAUGAUAAGAAAUUGAUAUCAUUUCGUCUAGUCUUGUGUUAUUCCAAUAAGACUCACAUAGUCGUGGUUUAGCAGAAAAGCGGAGUAAAUCCAGGCUUACGCAGACACACACACACAAACACAAUUUUUUUUUUAUUCAAUCUAAGCUUUAUAUCAUAACUCAGUGGCCCAUCUCUCAUACUCAGUGUUGAUGGAAACUUCUUACAGAUCUGGAGAAAAUACUUGCUCUCCUGUCUGAAAUGGCGUGAAGUCAACAGAAGCGUUACAAAAACACAUUUAGAAGCUCCUUCAACGUGACACUGAUAUUCACGGCUAGGAAACUCGCUCGAUAGCUCCUCAUGGUGUGAAGCCUUUAAAUGUCUCAAGAUACAGGGCAAGGAGGGCGGCCACUGUGGAAGAAAUCAGAGAUAACGAAGGCUUAGAAAAGAAACACAUAUCUGUAGUAGACCCAACUUACCCACGCCAUGUAUGUGGCCGGGUCUUUAUAGCGAGAAAUGGACUUAAUAGCCGUCUUCGAGUUCAUAUGAAACUAGAAAUGUGCUCACCUUCGACUUUACUUUUAUCUCAGAUGUAAAAAGACAUGAUGUCUAUAUCAAAACUAAAUAUUUUUACAAUGAAACUUAAUUUCUGUGUUAUUGUCUAAGCGAUUUACAAGUACUGUGUUGUUUUUUUAAUGUUUUAUCACAAAUUUUUGUAAACCAAUAUCCUUUACACUUUACUCUUAAGAGAGCAAUUCUUGUAUUUAUAUAAAUAUAUAAAUUUUAUUUCGAAAA